AUGUUCGACAAAGAUAUUCACACAGAGCCCUGGUACCACGGACUACUUCCUCGAGAAGAUAUUAAAGCGAUGCUUCGUAAAACUGGAGAUUUUCUAAUCAGAAGUACCGAGCCCAAACAGGGAGAAGCACGUCAGUAUGUGUUGUCAGCAAUGCAGAACGAGGAGUUGGAGGAUGCAGGAGUGAAACACUAUGUGAUGCGUGUGAAUGCCAACAAUCAAAUAUUUCUGGAGACGAAAGGAUUCGAAACUAUCACUUCUCUUGUGAACUACUACAUGACUACCAAAGAUCCCAUUAAGAAAAUGACAGUGUUGAAAACGCCAAUUGUAAAACAGGACUGGGAAAUUGAGCAUUCUCAAGUGGAGCUCACCAAAAAAUUAGGAGAAGGAGCAUUCGGAGAAGUUUGGAAGGGAAAGAUCACAAUGAAGAAUGGUAAAGUGGAGGAUUGUGCAAUUAAAACUGCAAAGUUGGAAAGUCUGAACAAAGAGCAGAUUAAGGAAAUUAUGAGAGAAGCUCGUCUGAUGAGAAAUCUGGAUCAUCCCAACGUUGUGAAGUUCUUUGGAGUUGGUGCCGGACAAGAACCCCUCUACGUCAUUAUGGAAUUGGCUGAUUGUGGGGCCUUGGAUUCUUAUCUGCAGAAAAAUACAAAUCUUCCGCCUGCCAAGAAAAUGGAGAUGAUUUAUCAAGCUGCUUGUGGAAUCGGAUACAUGCAUGAGAGGAAACUUCUCCAUCGUGAUAUUGCUGCCAGAAAUUGUCUCUAUGGAGGUGGUCAAGUCAAAAUUGCGGAUUUUGGGUUAUCAAGAGAAGGGGUCAGUUAUCAGAUGGAGAUGACAAAGAAGGUUCCGAUUCGUUGGUUGGCACCGGAGACUUUGAAGACUGGGAUUUAUAGCCAGAAAACUGAUGUCUAUGCUUUUGGAAUCAUGUCCUGGGAGAUCGGUGAAAAUGGGAAAGAGCCGUAUCCGGAUAUGCGUGUGGCUGAAGUCGUCACUCAGGUCAAGAAUGGUUACCGUAUGCGAUUCGAUCCGAUUCUCAUUGAUUUUCGAUUUGGGGAGUAUGUUACGAAGCAUUGUUGGGCUGAGAAUCCAGAUGAGCGUGUUCCAAUGACCGACGUCAUUCGCUUCCUUCAGACGACGUUCGGAAUGAAGCCUGUUAUUCAGGCAUGUCCUUUUAAAGAGCAAGAGAUGAAAACGAUGAAGGCGAUUUCGACGAAACGAAAGGAGAAGAAGGAAAAGAAGAAGAAGGAUAAGAAUAACGCAACGAUGACGAAGACAGAGGGAGAUGAAAAGAUCAAAAGAAUGGACAAACCAAAAGCAUCGAAGAGAGCAACGCCAAGUUUGCGUACAAAGAAGAAGAGUACCGAUAGACAGAAAUCCACGUCGAGACCAAGUACUCAAGCAUCGAAGAACUCCGUGUCGAGCAACAAGCAGAAGAAGGAUCCGAGUCAACAUUCGAAAAAAGAGAAGCAUCCGGUGGCAAAUGGAAGAAGUGUGAUGGUGAUGGAUCGUGAGCCAGCGACUGAUAAUAAUGCGGAAAAGAACAAGAAGACGCCAGUGAAAGAAGUGAAGAAGAGGUCGGCUGAGGCGGAGAAGAAAUUGGAUCGGACUCAGGAGGAUGUUCCUAAAGAGGACACGAAAGUCGGCGCUGAAAACAUCAGCAACAUUGAGGUUCUUCCUGAUAAGAAUCCGGCCAAAAUGGAUGACGGAUACGAGGAUUUUGGUCCAGGAGCUGCUUCAUAG
Caenorhabditis briggsae is the source of this 1734-nucleotide messenger RNA. The record is from RefSeq and is a predicted model, not a curated record. Gene Ontology annotation, molecular function: protein tyrosine kinase activity; ATP binding. Gene Ontology annotation, biological process: protein phosphorylation. Lineage: Eukaryota; Metazoa; Nematoda; Chromadorea; Rhabditida; Rhabditidae. The transcript is spliced from 6 exons. Bases 1 to 1734 code for a protein of 577 amino acids.